Molecule: messenger RNA, 1376 nt
Organism: Metschnikowia bicuspidata var. bicuspidata NRRL YB-4993
Lineage: Eukaryota; Fungi; Ascomycota; Pichiomycetes; Serinales; Metschnikowiaceae
Gene: BGL2
Product: glucan 1,3-beta-glucosidase
Exons: 4
Coding region: 1-1122 (373 amino acids)
Biological process (GO): cell wall organization; carbohydrate metabolic process
Cellular component (GO): fungal-type cell wall; extracellular region; cell surface
Molecular function (GO): glucan endo-1,3-beta-D-glucosidase activity; 1,3-beta-glucanosyltransferase activity
Source: RefSeq, a predicted model, not a curated record
AUGUCAGUUGUCGAGAAGUUUUUUUAUCAUAUUUUGCAAUUCGGUUUCGAAGAAGCUGAGGCAUUAGCUUUUACUAACUUAUUCCAACGAAAGAGUUGUCCUGAGAAACGUUUGAGUAACUCCAACUCAGCACAAAAGCCUCGCUCUUUCCCGCCCCCGCCCAAGUUCCAAAUUUUUCCCUCUCUCAUUACAAUAAAAAUGCAGUUUUCAUUCUUGUGCGCUGUAGCAGCAGCUAUUUCUGGUGUCAAAGCCUUGGGAGAUCUUGGCUUUAACUUAGGUGUAAAGAGUAACGAUGGUAGCUGCAAAACUGCUGAGGAUUAUGCGAAAGACUUUGAUAGUUUAAAAUCUUAUACGUCAAUCGUGAAGACAUACGCCGUUUCUGACUGCAAUACAUUGGAGAUUUUGGGUCCAGCAGCAGAACUGGCUGGCUUCCAAGUGAUUUUUGGAAUCUGGCCAACAGAUGAAGGCCACUUUGCCGAUGAGAAGUCGGCUUUGCAAAGCUUCUUGCCUACUAUAUCUAAGUCUACUGUGAAGGUGUUCAGUGUUGGAUCUGAAGCUCUUUACAGGGAAGAUAUGAAUGCCUCCGAGUUGGCAGAUGCUAUUGACUCCAUAAAAGAAUUGUUGAAAACAAUCAAAGACAAGAAUGGCCAAUCAUAUGAGUCUGUUCCCGUUGGUACCACAGACUCUUGGAACGUCUUAGUUGAUUAUGCGUCGGAGGCAGCUAUUAAAAGUGCUGACUUUGUUUUUGCCAACGCCUUUUCGUAUUGGCAAGGACAAACCAUGAAAAAUGCCUCUUAUUCCUUUUUUGAUGACAUCAUGCAAGCCCUUCAGGUCAUCCAGACCACAAAAGGGCUGACUGACAUUGAAUUUUGGGUGGGCGAAACAGGUUGGCCUACCGAUGGUUCUUCCUUCGAAAGUGCUUCUCCUUCUCUCAGUAACGCAAAAAAGUAUUGGCAACAAGCUAUUUGCGCUAUCAGGGCCUGGGGUAUCAAUACGUGCGUUUUCGAGGCUCACGAUGAAGCCUGGAAACCCGACACCUCGGGAAUAAGCGACGUUGAAAAACACUGGGGUGUUCUUGAUGACUCUUACAAUUUGAAGUACUCUUUGGACUGUGAGUUCUGAUGAUUAUGUUGUAUACCCCCCCAUAAAGACAUCUUUAUGUAACACAAUAUGAAGAAUAUAUUGUUUUCUAUGCACUUGUUUUAUUUCAAUUCUAUAACAGACAAAAUGUUGGCUUCAUUAGUAAUUAGGUAUGAAAGAUCACGGUCACGAACCAAUUCGAAUUUACGAAGCUAAGAGCUUUUUAACGGAGCCAACAUUUCAUUUUUUCUCAUAUUUUGGCACACUUUAGCUCUUGUUUCUGUCUGGCAGACUCA